This is a messenger RNA of Syngnathus acus (greater pipefish), 3956 nucleotides long. RefSeq lists its product as uncharacterized. The record is from RefSeq and is a predicted model, not a curated record. NCBI's taxonomy places the organism in Eukaryota, Metazoa, Chordata, Actinopteri, Syngnathiformes, Syngnathidae. The transcript is spliced from 2 exons. The coding region runs from base 339 to 2648 and encodes 769 amino acids.
AAAAACGCGGUCAAGCACAGGUUGUUUACAAAGGAAUAAAGAUAGAGUCUUAUUUUGGAAAUAAUUGAGCGUUUCCGGAAUUGUCUUAGCAUGCUAGUUCAGGAGAAGCAAAUAUGCGAAUCGAGUAGCUCAGAUAAGAUUUUUUUUUCGGGAAGCAUCCAGCGAAAAAAUGUAUCUCAAUGGUUCCUGCUGACGCACUCCAAUACUCUGCACAAAGUUAACAGUGGCACCAGAAAGAAGGUGGAGACACAUGUGGAUGCUGGUGUGAAGCUGUGGAAGCGGGUGGAGCUGCUGCUGCUGCUGCUGCUACUGCCGCCACAGCCAGGUGAUCAUUCAUCAUGAAACCAGUCACUUGCCAGAGCUUCCCUUCCACAAAGACUGGACAACCACAUGGCUACUUGGUUCGUACGCCCAGAUUUCUCGACACGAUGCAUUGCAGCAAGUGUGGAUUUGCUACGUCGGACAUGGACCUCUUCAAGAGGCACAUGCUUGACCACAUGGGGUCCAAACUGUUCUGUUUUUACUGCCACAAGGCUGUAUUAAGCAAGGCCGAACUCUACGCACACCUGGAGGAACACAGCAAAUCAACCUUCACAUGUCCGCACUGUGGACAGCAAUACCUGCGGAAGGUUAGCCUUUUACAACACAUUGCGUGUGUGCAUAAUAAAAACAUCAGUCAGGCACCCAAAAAGGUUGGCGAUAGCAAGGAUCCCCAGGCCUCCAAUGCUUUGCUAUUUGUGCAGAGUGCCGAGCACUCAACACGGCCACCAGUUCAAGUGAAUGUCCCAUCCCAUAGCACGCCCACUGGCAGUCUCGUUAAAGACGGGCAAAAAUCAAGAACAAUGAACACAAUGCUUCCCAUUUGUUCAAAUGGUGUUCCAGAUAGUUUCAUUCAUCACAACAGGGCAUUAACAGUGUCAUUGCCAGAGGAAGUAAGUAUCCCUGUUGGGUGUAUGGUUGAAUUUGUGGAAGUAAAAACAGUCAAUGGGUCAAAGGAGCUAAAGCUGAGACUAGUGUCAAAACAAGAAAACGAUUCAGAAGUGAAAGAUACGAGAACAACAGUUCAACAGAAUGUCAUGGUGGGCAAGACUUUAGCGUCCAAAUUAAAUCACCCAAGCGCAGUAAAGUCGACAAAUAUGGGAAUGUGCAAUGAGAACCGGAAGCAGUUGGAAACAAAGCCGGUGGGUCAGCAACGCGCUGCUGGCAAACCAUUCAACACGUCUAAAAGCCUUGUCUCAGGUCAAGCAAGCCAAGCAAAGGUCACACUGAAAAGGACGCCACAGGAAGUUAUUAACUUAGACAGUCCGACCAAGGUUUCCAAAACUGUCUACACUGUGAGAGAGCGCAAUGAAAUUGUAUCCAAGCAACAUGAACCUGUUCAUAAUCAAGCCAAAGCGACCAAUGCUCUCUUGAACCGUGAGACCAGAAUUCUGACGCGUGUCUUACAGCCAGUAUUAACGGGAUCAUGUGCAUCGCAACAAAGAACUGAUGAAAGGCUCAGUAUUCCAGAUAAGUGCAAGAGUAUUCCCCCGUCAAAGGCAGUUUUGUUCCGAGACACAUCGACCAGCGUUGUUUGCCUCAAUGAUAACGCUGGCUCCAAAGUCAAGGAAACUCUGAAGGUCAUGAACACUCCAGCGGGUGUCAACCAGCCAAGUCACAAGUCCACCUCCUCCAAUGUUCGUUCAGAUGCAGAUAUCCGAGUGUUGCGUGCAGAGGUCGGUCUUUGCCAGGAGAGCGCUACUCCUCGUUCGCCUUUUCCCGGUUCCGUCACAGUGCAGAAGACGGCCUGUGUGACCCCAUCGGUCGAAGAACCUGUAGUGCCAUGCCGCUCCAAGUCAGACAAUGCAGCUUGGCCUCAAGGUGUCUGCCCGAGCAAGUGUGCAUCUGAAAGAGAUACGCCUAAGCCCGAGGGUUUCCCGAUCAUCUCCUCCGUGUUUUCCCUGAGCGAAGGAGACGACGAGGGCGCCAUGAAGCCACUGGUCAUGGCACUGCGGGGCAUCGUGAUGGACAAAAGCAACACCGCCGAGAAGUUGAGCCCAGAUGUGAAUUGUGAAGCUCGGUUAGAGACGAACCGGACGUGUGGCUCUGUCAAAGUCGAAGUUGCCCAACAACAGCCGUCCGUCCCGGUGCUGAAUGACAGCAACGUUGAUGUCAAGCUGGAGAAAACCAACUCGACACAGACGGACAAUCCUGGCUGCAAUCCCAACUUGAAAUCCGAAAAUGAAGAGCUUGUUCCUGACAACUCAUCGAAUGCGGACGCUUUUGCUACUGUAAAUGGCCAGUAUGACCUCUCCAAAUUCUUGACCGUCUCGUUGACAAGAGUGGACGAACGUGGCGUGUGGAUGAACAGCGGCAACGAAUCGGAACCCUCGGCACUUCAAGAGGACGUUCCGAUCGUCGCGCGCGACACCGGCCACUUGAUGCCACUCAAGGCAGAACAGCCGGUGACGUUGCCGGGCCCGAACCAGCCCGUGGUCGUGCUCAAUCACCCGAAGCCUCGGGUCCCAAUACAAGAAACGGUCCACGCUGUGGCAAACACUGGAAUCCCGGAAAAGGCCCCAAAGUGCCAGAUAUUAAAGAUGAGGCUGGGCAAAGUGAUGGGGCAGAAAUAUGAGGUCACUGGCUGCACUGUCAGGUUCUCCCAGUGAGGUGCUUCUCAUCAAUUUCGGAGCGACGUACUCUUGUCACGAUCAUGUCAUGUUUUCUCCACUCAAGAUCCUGUUGGAGUUCUCCGCCUGCCGUGACUUGUACUGUGAUGACCAAAAUGUCAGGAAAGGUCUGUGAGAACAACUGGGUGUGAACACUUUUGCAACCAAAUUUUGUUAUUACUUAUCCCCCAAAAAGCUUCCACAUAUGUUUCCAGUGGGGUUCUGCAGGUUGUAGGUCACAUGUCUGAAACGGUCCUUGAACUUGGUCUCAUUGUUGUAUUACAAAAAUAAGAAAGCUUUUAUCUUAGCUGUUUCCUUGUAAACUGUACAUAUGUGGAAAGUGUGACAAUUUGAAGAUAUUCUACAUGACAAUGUAUGAUCCGAAAAACAAAUGAUUUUUGUUUGCUUUGUUUGUUUGCCAAUUUCUGCCGAAAUGUUUCAGCAACAACGGAGCAUGUAACUGAUGGGGAAAGUAGCAACGAGCAGUACAAAUAGAGAUUAUUCCGAGUCUUCUGUAGCAGCAGUUAUAAAUUAAAUAAACCGUUUGUUUAGAGUGAACAGAUUUGGCAAAGUAAUACAUGAUGACAGCUAUCCAUGUGCUAAGUUGAUCACAAAGUAAUCUUUUUUACAUGCUGUUCUAUUGAAGUUUUUGCUACUGAGUUGCGUUUGGGGCGAUUCGGAACCUUGCUCAAGUGCUUAUCUGCAAAAUUCAAUUCCCGCUCUUUGAAAAUGCAGGCCCUAUUUGAGAGGCUGUGCUGCAGCAUGUCAUGUGCAAACGAUUCUAAACAAAGAUCCUGCCAGAGUUGUUACUUUUCAAACACGUCUGGCCCUUCUCAUCAUGUUUGCACAUUUAAGGUAAACAUUACCCACCAUUUACAUCAAGAAAAACCGUCAUACAGCACAUCGAGUGUGUUUUGAGCCUUCACGAACAACAGUAUGCUGCAAGCACAUACAAUUCAGUAGGCUAAUUGCCUGCUGGAAAUUUUUAAUGGCUUACUUGGAGGGAAAUAUUUAAAAGUUGUUUUCCAUAGCAUUCGUAAGGGAACAUGCUUUUUUUGUUGUUCCAUCCUAAUAUGUUUGGGAGACGAUUUUCCUCUCUGCAAAUUGAAAGUUGGCCUUCAUUCUUACCCUAUGCUCAUCCAUCCAUUUUCUGUACCGCUUCCCCCCAUGGGGGCCGCGGGCGUGCUGGACUUAGCAGGCAGUAAGCGGGGGACACCCUCAACUGGUUGCCAGCCAAUCGUAGCCUCUGAUCAUCUGUUUUAAUUAUCUUCACAAAUGACAUUAUUUGUAAAUGUUGUAAAUAAAAAA